AAGGGAACUUCAAAUGUUUUAUACACCUGACAAGACCUGUUCAACGGGCCGGGUUAGGGCCGGGCCGAAAUUAAAAAGGCAGGGCCGGGCUGAAGUACACAAGUAUAUUAAAUGGGCUGGGCCGGGCCAGGCCGGGCUGAAUUUAAACAUGCUCGAUUCACACAUAUAAUUUGUAAUUGCACAAAUUUUUCUAAUAAUCUAUCUGAUAAAAGAAGCUUGAUCAAAAUAUUAAAACUUUUUAAACCAAAAAAAAUAAAAAUAUUAAAACUUUUGCAUCUUCUCGAAAAGCCAAGUCCCACAAUUCAGGAUGGUUUUCUACCUUCUUCACACCAUUUUCUUCUUUUCUCUCUCCUGCACUGCCUUCAAUUUCUCUACUUUGCCCUUAACCCCAUCUUCUAUCUCACUUCCUGAUCGCUCAAAAACCAGGCAAAGAAGAUGAAUCUCAAAAAUCCAUAAACUUCUGUUGAGAUCUUCGACCCUUUCAUCAUCCAUGGUGUUCGCGUUGAUCUGCUCCUUCAAUGUUCCUCCUCCUCUCAUGGUGAAUCGUGAGGAGCAUACUAUAGUUGAUGAAACAGAGAAUUGCUCAUGCACCGUUAUUCUUUCAUGGCUGCAUGGUCCUAAAGUUGGGACACUGACACAAGCAAGAGUUGAAGAUCUUUGCCCAAUUCAGUCUCAUAGACAGCUUGAUCCCCGGGUUGCUUGCUUUUUAGAACUAGUUAAGUGGAAGCAUUUAAUAGCUGAGGAUAUAACAUGUAAGGGAGAAAGUCCAACCUUCUUUAAGCACAAACCUUGGAAUGCUAUUCAGAUGUCAGAAGGUGGAAGACAGAUGGGAAGUGUAGUGCCAUGUGAAGAAGGAAAUAUUGGUUAUGAAAAGAAUGAAGAUGUAGAUCUUGGAGGAGGAGGAGAUCAUGCUAAAGCAAGGGGAAAUGGUAAUUACUUGUACUCUUUAGACAAAUUGCUGGAGGAUGUGUGUGGCAUUGAUUUUGCCGAGAAAGAUAAAACCGGGACUGAAAUAGCAGAGACGGAUAAAGCUGAGACUAAAAUUGCCGAUUCAGCACGCUUUUUUAUAGUGGUUGAGAACUUGGAGAGGGAUGUGUCUCGCUCAACAAUUGUGGAUUUUGUAUUAGAAGCAACUGGUCUUAAAAUUGAAGCUUUUGUCUUCUUGAGCUUGUCCGCAGAGCCGUAUACCAGAGGAGCCCUUGUUGUUGAUCGGGUUGAGGAUCUUGAGAGGUUGUGUGAGUUUCUGGUUAAACCAGAGCAGAUGAUCACAUCAUCAAAAGGAAGGCCGUGGAUUGUUUUAGAUUCAUCAGCUACCGAAUCAGUGAGACCUUCUUUUUGGUGCUUGGAACCAGAUCUCAAGGACGAGAGGCAGCAGUCAGCUGGUGAUGGAUUGAGAGUUGUUCAUUUAGGAAGUGAGGAAUACAGCAAGGCGGAGAAGCUAAGGGAUUUAUAUUUAGGUUUCACAGAUCAUCAACAGAAACUUUUUAAAAGCUUGGCCUUGGAGGAGCAAAGCAUCUUGGAUGCCUAACAUGAGAAUGAUGUAGAACCUAACAAAGUGCAUGCAUGCAGUAUUUCUGUAAUUUUUGUGAAUAGAUGAUGUUAUUGCUGCAUGCAGUACUCCAAAUAGAGGUAGGGAUCCACAGCUCUAGCCUGUAGUUAAGCUGUGUUACGCAAAUGUGCAACUAAUCAAUGUUUGAUCGAACUUGUAGAGUUGUAGAUGUGCAUAUAUCACAGAUGCAGGAUGCAUCUCUGUCUUGUUAUUUCUGAAAUUUCCUUUUGCAAACAGGAGAAGCAGAAAUUUUUUGUUUACCUCAGACAUGAGGAGAAACAUAUCGAAUUUUCGGUACAUGUUGGCAGGGAAAUGCGUUUUCUUCCAUUUGGUAA
Messenger RNA from Spinacia oleracea (spinach), 1884 nucleotides. RefSeq lists its product as uncharacterized. Bases 491 to 1528 code for a protein of 345 amino acids. Lineage: Eukaryota; Viridiplantae; Streptophyta; Magnoliopsida; Caryophyllales; Amaranthaceae. The transcript has 6 exons. Gene Ontology annotation, molecular function: chromatin binding. The record is from RefSeq and is a predicted model, not a curated record.